Molecule: messenger RNA, 1476 nt
Organism: Durusdinium trenchii
Lineage: Eukaryota; Dinophyceae; Suessiales; Symbiodiniaceae
Source: the annotation of a GenBank genome assembly
AUGUUGGUUAUAUAUUUGUUUGUGCAGUGUGCAUGUCGCACUGUUUUUUUGACUUUGCCUUUCCCUUCUCAAGCCCAGGAGAUAUCCCUCCAAUACAGCUAUGAAGAGCUGUCAGCGGCAACGAAAAAUUGGCACAACUCUGAGCGCUUGGGCUCUGGCUCCUAUGGCUCUGUGUUCAAGGGAGAGUUGGAGGAUGGCUCAGAAGUGGCGAUCAAGGCAAUUGACUUGAAAGCUCUGGGAGCCGAGUCUUCGGGAUUUGAAGAGGAGGUGCAGAUGCUCAGCAAAUUCCGUCAUCCCAACUUGGUGACCCUGCUUGGCUGGGCCAAGCACGACUUGAAUCGCUACUUAGUGUACGAACUCCUCUCGGGCGGCGAUUGUUUUCAGCGCCUUCAGAAGAGUAAGAAACCGUCUGCUGGAUGUCCCUUUCACUGGUUUGAGCGCUUGAGCGUUUGCCUGGAUGCUGCGGCAGGCCUCUCGCACAUGCACAACUCCAAGCCGAAAGCCUUCCACCGUGACAUCAAAUCUGCGAACAUAUUGCUGGAUCGGCAUGGCACGGCCAAGAUGGCAGAUUUUGGCCUGAGUUGUGCUGCAGGGAAGCUAGACUCGCUCCAUGUGACUGUCCGCACAAUUAGUGGGACUCCAGGCUACGCCUGUCCAAUCUAUUCUCGCACGGGACGAGUGACGGAAGGCGGUGAGGUAUACUCCUUUGGCAUGGUGAUGUUUGAGCUUUUGACUGGCCUGGCUCCAGCCACAGCUGAUGCCAGCAGGAAAGGUGGAAUUGCCUAUCAAGUGGCUGAAGCAGUGGAGCAAGACAGCCCUGGCGCGCUUGAACGCUGCAUGACCCACCUUGACUGCCACGCUGGAUGGCCCACGCAAUUAGCUCGGGAAAUGGCUGAAAUGGCUUUACGGGCUGUACAGCCGAAUGAUGAAGAGCGCCCUCGCUUUGUGGAGCUGGUUAAGGCUUUGCGAAAGCACAACGAGCGAUUCCCAAAGCCUUCCCAGAGACUUGACGACGUGAUUAUGAGUGUCCCAGUGAGUAUUCAACCGGCCCAGCAGCCUGCAGCCAAUGAACAGCACACGCCGCAAGCUCAUCCAGCAAAGAAGGUCGUGCAGCCAGAGGACUUAAAUGGAAGACCGCCGCAAGUAAAGGUUCCAAGCCCAAUGCUUCUUCCACCUGCCAACAGUGCCCUGGCAACCUUUGGAUUGGAGUAUGUUUCAGCCUCCGGCACGGAACCCGAUGGAAUCCCACAAGGAUUCCAUUGCGUCUAUUUGAAGCCCAGUCCUGAUUCUCAAUGCUCGUCGGACAUGUCGACAUUUGCGAUUGGACGAAGCCAUCAGCAGAAAGCUUUUGAAGUUUGGGUUCCUGACACCGCGCUGCAAUGCUGCAUCUCCCGCACAGCCUUCGAAAUUCUUUGCGGUGCAAAGGGGGGAAAAUGCAUUUCUGACAGUUCGAGGCCAAGGAACUAUUUCCGUUGA